Lutzomyia longipalpis is the source of this 3662-nucleotide messenger RNA. Its product is annotated as protein bric-a-brac 1. The transcript has 5 exons. NCBI's taxonomy places the organism in Eukaryota, Metazoa, Arthropoda, Insecta, Diptera, Psychodidae. The record is from RefSeq and is a predicted model, not a curated record. Gene Ontology annotation, biological process: regulation of transcription by RNA polymerase II. Gene Ontology annotation, molecular function: protein binding. Gene Ontology annotation, cellular component: nucleus. Bases 1160 to 2662 code for a protein of 500 amino acids.
UUUUGGGUACAUAGGAGGAGAGCAUUACAAUUCGCAUCGCAGGCUGCGUGCCCAAUAAGCUUUAUGUGCUUUAAUUUUCCAUACGUUUGCAAAGGAUGGGGGGACAUUGGUGUAGUUGUGCGCCGCGAGGGAGAAGUGCCGCGCAUUUUAUAAAGUUCCAACACCACCCCGUUAUUGCUGCCGUCGGACUAUUCUAUACGAUUGGCCGAAUCGUUCCUUUUCUCUCAACUGUUUGUAUAAUGUUGGAUGUUUAUUUAUAACAGAAAUCGUCAGCUCCAGGUCAGAAAUAGAGGUGUAGAUCCGAAUUUUCUCACCACACACUGACACGAUGAAAAAGCUCUGGCAUAGCAAUAUGGGAUACAGCGAGAUACGCGAAACGGAUCGUCAUCAAUACAGCCAGCCAAUUCCGUUUCGGCUGCUGGGCCACUGUUCUCCAGGCUAGACCGACUAAAAAUAGUUGAAACCGGCCUGGAUUCACAUUCACUACGCGAUGGUGUGUAGUAGUUGUAUAGUGUGGUGUUGUGCUCGGAAAUCUGGACCACCUAUUAUUAUUAUACUUUUUGUCUUGGGCAGCAUCGGCAGCAAGGCUGCCUGUUCUACAGCCACUUUUCACACAAUACUUCUUCUCACUCCCAACCAUUAUUACCAGUCGCAAUUUUUGAUUCUCACCACCAGUGACGAUAUUAAGUGAAUUUUUUUAGUGCUCCUCGUUGGACAAUUAAAAAAAAAUACGCGAGGAUCAAGAACGAAUCUGGAGUGUGCGAUCAAGCUUACGAUCAUUUGGUGUGUUUGUGUGUGAGUGAUAAAAGUGUCUGAUAUCACGAUCACCAUUAACGGCAAGGAUUUCAGUGCAAUGUGCAAUUGGAGAAAGUAGCAAAGGCUGCAAGAUCAUUCGUACAGUUUGAAGAUCGCAUCGAAGAUUUUUCUUGCACACACAGUAUAGUGCUCCGAAUCGAAUUAAAAAAAGAAUCACCACACAUUCAUCUCAGAGACAAUCAAUUUAAAAAGGGGUUUUGUGUUUGCCGUGUUUGCUGAAAGCGUGGCCUUUUGAGGAUCACAUGGAUCGUGAAAAAUUUGAUAUUCUGCUCUAUUCUUUUUUCACCACCCGCAAUGUUCUGCUCUGGCAAAAGAGACAGAGAUCAUCGAUCGCAGCACAUCAAUGGAUGCUGCACAGCCGUCAAACAGUACCCAGCAAUUCUGCCUGAGAUGGCACAAUCAUCAGGCCAGCCUUUUGAGUUCGUUGCCCCUCCUGCUGGAUCAGUCACAUCUCACGGAUGUCACACUGUCUGCCGAAGGGAGAACCGUGAGGGCACACCGAGUGGUACUGAGUGCAUGCAGUACAUUCUUCUCCGAGCUAUUUCGGACACUCGAUCCUCCAUACCAUCCCGUUGUUGUGCUUCCGGGAGCCUCAUUUGGCGCCACCGUGGCCCUCCUCACAUUCAUGUACUCGGGCGAGGUGAAUGUGUUUGAGGAGCAAAUCUCCAGCCUGCUCUCCCUUGCCGAAACGCUGGGCAUCAAAGGAUUAGCUGACUUCAAUGGGAAUGCCCCGAAAACAUCACCAAAGCGAGAGACUGCGUCAUCUCUGAAAGACACCUUGGAUAUGCCGGCUGCUGCUUUGGCAGCCAAAGUCUCCUCACCCCUUGAGAAUCUCUUCUCAAAACCCUUCCCCUUCUACCCGAAUCUCCUGCCGCAACCCCUUAAUUUCUCCCAGAGUGCAAUGGCCAAUAGAGCGUGCGAUCUCUUUGCACGGUACCAAAAUCAAGCGACCAAGUACAAUCUCCUCCCGCAGGACGGGAAAAAUCACGAUGAGCACAUGGAUGAGGAGAAUAACAAUAGGAGGAUGUUCAAUGAGCACAGGAAGCACAAGGCGGACAUGAAGAAAAUUGACAAAAUUGCCGAAUCCCUGAGGACGUCCAAUAAAAAUUAUCUGGAGCAGCAGCAACAGCAAAAGGGAGCUCUUGUUCCGCAAUCACCUCCUGCACCUGUUGUCCUUAAACCUCCACCGCCACUUCCAACAACCCUUCAGCAUCACUUUAUGCCCGAUGAUACCGGUACGACAAUGAUUAAAUCCGAAAAUCCCCUAAUUGAAUCCCCGCAUGCUUCCCACUCGCAACCCUCAACACCAACCAUGACACCCGAUCCAAUGACCACGGAAUCUAUGCUGGAAAAAUCAAUUGCGAGCGCCAUCAAUAAGCCGAGUAACUCCAAACUCUACGCAACGUGCUUCAUCUGCCACAAGCAACUAAGCAAUCAGUAUAACCUGAGGGUACAUCUUGAAACUCAUCAGAAUGUUCGGUAUGCUUGCACUGUGUGCUCCCACGUGUCUCGUAGUAAGGACGCCCUGAGGAAGCAUGUCUCCUAUCGGCACCCUGGAGCUCCGAGCCCGUGUGAAUCAGAGACACGACGAAAGCGCGCCAAAAUGAUGGGUCUGCAGAUAAAGCAGGAACUUAUGGAUCCCCAAACUCUUCUGUCGUCGCUACAGCAACAAGCCCAAAUGGCCUCAGCUUCGACAUCUCAAACACCGAUUAUACCUCCCUGUCCGUCUCCUCAUCAAGCGCAUCAAAUUCCCACACCUCCAGACAACAAUCUAUCCACCCCCAAUACAGACUUGGGGGCUACAAAUCUAACCAAAGACACUAAAAAUCACGAGACUAUGCAGUAGGGGGUAAAAAAACUGUGGACAGACAGGACUCUCCGCACCCCAAACAUUGACCAACUAAAAAAAGGAAACAAGUAAACCUUCGUUACAUUUUCUUCAGUCAGUAAAAGACUAAAAAUUAUAACAUAGAUUUCUCUUCACUAUUCUUUUCUUUUUUUUUCUAAUAAAAAUCUCCCCUAGCUGUGAUAGAAUUUUACGAUAACUUAUUCAAGAAUUUAUAAAAGAAAAACAAGGUUUUGUUUGAUAAAAAAAAUGUAUAGUCUCGAAGCAGACACAAACACACUCCUCAAGAAAAAAAAAUAUAAUAAAAAAAAUUUCCUAGGUUUUCAUCCAACAAAAAAAUUGGUAAAAUACAACAGUUUAAAAGAAAUUUAGAUAUAAACCUACAUUAUACGAUAUCACACGUAAGAAAUUAAUAUUGGGAUAUUUUUUUCAUUGAAUCAAAAGAUUUUUUUCUUUUAAACUAAAAAUUAAUAUUUAUUUUAUUAAAAUGUUAAAAGUUUACGAAAUUUCAAAUUUAAAUCUGUUUAUGCAAAAAAAAAACCUGAAAACAUCAAAAUGUUGCCUUCACAUUAUUCUUCAAAAGUCUUAAAAAAAUAUUUGUUUCUUCAGUGUGAUAUCUUAGAGACAAUUCGAAAAACAAUUUCUAGUCAUAAUAUACUCGUACCUAGUUUAAUUUUUUGUUUACUUCACCUUCUACAAAAUAUAAUCUUAUUUAUUUAAAAAAAUGCGUGUACAAAGAAAAAAAAACUACACACAGAAAAAAACUCAAAACAAUGAAUAUAAAAGACAAUAUUUAACUUCACGAUAUUUUACUUAAGUAGCCAAAAGGAAUAAAAGAAAAAAAAGAACACAAAUUAAAUCAAGUUUUAACUUAAACAAAUUAUUUAAAUUAAAUAUUAUGUUGUAUAUAAUUCAUGUUAUUGUUAAAUAUUAUAUAGUUUAUGGUAGGAUUGUUGUAUUUUGAUUUUAUCAAAAAUAAAGGCAAAAUAAUAAAAAAAAA